Molecule: messenger RNA, 1752 nt
Organism: Ostreococcus tauri
Lineage: Eukaryota; Viridiplantae; Chlorophyta; Mamiellophyceae; Mamiellales; Bathycoccaceae
Product: unnamed product
Exons: 1
Coding region: 1-1752 (583 amino acids)
Source: RefSeq, a predicted model, not a curated record
AUGCCGCGCGAUGACCGCGCGGACGCGGACGCGCGCGCGCGCCCGUCGUCGAGGCGCGCGGACGCGCGCGCGCGCGGGGCGUCGACGGCGACGGCGUCGACGGCCACCGACCGCGUCGCGCGCGAUGCCGACGCGCGCCUCGACGACCGCGCGGUGGACGACGGGGACGAGCGAUACGUCACGUACGAGGCGCGGACGAGCGCGCGGGAGACGCCGCGCGCGGAGUUUCGGUUGACGUGCCCGGAUAAGACUGGUUUGGGGGCGGAUAUCUGUCGCACGGCGUUCGAGUUCGGGUUGGUGGUCACCCGAGGGGAUUUCACCACGGAUGGGGUGUGGGCGUUGGUGUUGUUGACGGUGCGCGCGGGAUCGCCGGAGGGGGAUCGGGCGCGGGAGAUGGGGUCGGCGGAGGACGACGACGCGGACGCGGACGCGGACGAACGCGGACGCGGACGGCGGGCGAGAGAAGGGGGGUGGGGGGUCGUGGACGCGCUCAGGGAGUACGCGGGGACGUUCAUGGCGAUCGUGCGUCGACGCCGAGGGUUUGUGGGGGCCGGGGGGGGGGAACGGCGGAGCGCGACGCCGAGGCCGGCGACGCGAACGGGCGAGCCCCACGAGCCGACGUCUUCGUCAAAGCUCUGGCGCUACGACGUCGACGCGAGCGAACACGGAGGGAACUUGGCGCUGACGGAGAUGGAAAAUUUACCGCGAACCGCCGUCGUGGACUGGGAGCUACUGCGACAGAGGUUGGAGCUGUUGUGUCCACACAAGAGCGCGCUGAGCACCAUUCCGUCGGUCGAUUCCCUUGAUAAAUUGGAGGAAACGCACUCGCAACAGAGUCUGUACAUCUUACAAGUCGAGGGACACGAUCGCGUUGGAUUGCUGCACGACGUCACGCUCGCGCUGUGGGAGCUUCAACUCACGCUGCACAGAGCGCACGUGACGACGUCGCCGAGCGGAAACGCCGUCGAUCUCUUCUACGUCACGGAUGAUUUGCACGAGCUCCCUAACCCGGCGCGCGUGGGAGAGAUAUCGCGAAAGAUCAAACCCGUCGUCGCCUCGACGCCGGAAGAGGCGAACCGAGUGAACAUAUUGAUUCACCCGGCGCCGGCGUUCGUCACGCGCCAAGGUCGAAUCAAGACCUUGCGCGCCGCGGAGGGAAUGGUCGUCACCCAGGCGAACGAGGUCCCGAGCGAUUUUGAGACCAUGGUUGAGGUGGAUAACCUCAUGAGCCCGGCGCACACGGUGUUCCAGGUUCGAACUCGCGAUCGCCAAGGCUUGUUGUACGACUGCUUGCGCGUGUCCAAGGAUUUGAAGGUCUCCGUGAGCUACGCCAAGGUGGAGAUCGUGGACAAGGCGGUGUGCGAGGUCGUUCUCUUCACCAGGAAGAACAAAGACCAGGAACAGACGGAUUACUUGUGCGCCAAGUAUAAGGAACACGUCGAUCGACCGAUCAAGGUGGAGAUGCUCAGCGAGAGUGGCAACGCCCUCACGAGCGAGCUCCGCGUCGUGGCGCCUCUGGACAUCGUCGGUCACACUCGGCCGCGCGUCUUGCUCGACGUCACCGAGGCUCUACAAGACCUCAGAGUUAUGGUUUUUAAGGCGGACAUCAUCACCACGCCUCGAACGGAGGGUAAACAACUUCAGGAAGAGGUGCAUCGAUUCCUCCUCACCGACGUCAACGGAGAACCACUCGCGACCGAUGAGGCCCGCCAACAGGUAUGCGAUCGCGUCAUCGCGGCGUUGUUGCGCUGA